AUGCAAUCUAUCUAUCUAUCUAUCUACCUAUCUAUCUAUCUAUCUAUCUAUCUAUCUAUCCAAUUUUUUCUUGAGAUCACUAUGUUCAUAUUUGUCUCUUACUGUUCAUAUCUAUCUAUUCUUGUCUGUCGACUGUCUUUUAUAUCUAUCUAUCUAUUUAUCUCUCUCUAUCUCUGUGUCUGCCCAUAUCUAUCUAUCCUAUCUAUCUAUCCAAGUAUGUUCAUAUCUGUCUAUCAAACUCAGUUUGUUUGUUUAUCUAUCUAUCUAUCUAUCUAUCUAUCUAUCUAUCUAUCUAUCUAUCUAUCUGUUCUCUCCAUCUAUCUAUCUCUCCAUCUAUCUCUUGUUCAUAUUUAUCUAUCUUUCUAUCUAUCUAUCUAUCUAUCUAUCUAUCCCUAUCUAUCUAUCUAUCUAUCUAUCUAUCCCAGUCUGUUAAUAUCUAUCUAUCUAUCUCAGUCUGUUAAUAUCUAUCUAUCUAUCUAUCUAUCUAUCUAUCUAUCUAUCUAUCUAUCUAUCCCAUCUCAGUUUGUUCAUAUCUAUCUAUCACAGUCUGUAUCUAUCCAUUUAUCUAUAGUUUGUUCAUAUCUAUCUAUCUAUCUUUGGUUUGUUCCUAUCUAUCUAUCUCAGCUUUUUCAUAUCUAUCUAUUUCAGUUUAUUUAUAUCUAUCUAUUUAUCUAUCAAAGUCUGUAUCUAUCUAUCUAUCUAUCUAUCUAUCUAUCUAUCUAUCUAUCUAUCUAUCUAUCUAUCUAUCUAUUUCAGUUUCUUCAUAUUUAUCUAUCUAACCAUCUAUCUCAGUUUUUUCAUAUCUAUCUAUCUAUCUAUCAUUUGUUCAUAUCUAUCUAUCUCAGCUUUUUCAUAUCUAUCUAUCUAUUUCAGUUUAUUUAUAUUUAUCUAUUUAUCUACCUAUCUAUCUCAGUUUCUUCAUAUUUAUCUAACCAUCUAUCUCAGAUUCUUCAUAUUUAUGUAUUUAUCAAUCUCAGUUUGUUCAUAUCUAUGUAUCACAGUAUCUAUCUAUCUAUCUAUCUAUCUAUAGUUUGUUCAUACCUAUCUAUCUCAGCUUUUUCAUAUCUAUCUAUUUCAGUUUAUUUAUAUUUAUCUAUUUAUCUAUCAAAGUCUCUCUCUCUCUCUCUCUCUCUAUCUAUCUAUCUAUCUAUCUAUCUCAGUCUGUUAAUAUCUAUCUAUCUAUCUAUCUAUCUAUCUAUCUAUCUAUCUAUCUAUCUUUUGGUCCUAUUCAGAUUCAUCUAUCUAUCUAUCUAUCUAUCUAUCUAUCUAUCUAUCCACAAUUAUCUAAUUAUCUAUCUAUCUAUCUAUCUAUCUAUCUAUCUAUCUAUCCAGUGA
Acanthosepion pharaonis is the source of this 1335-nucleotide messenger RNA. The record is from the annotation of a GenBank genome assembly. NCBI's taxonomy places the organism in Eukaryota, Metazoa, Mollusca, Cephalopoda, Sepiida, Sepiidae.